GGUGCAUUUGUAUUAUAUCUUUAAUUAUUUAUCACAGCAAUAGAAAUUUUAUGACUUUUAUAAGAUAUCUAUGAUAAAUCUACAAUGCUACAUAGAGAUCAAAAUUUUUCUAGUUUUUAAAGGGGACACGUAAACAGAAUCUGACAGUUUGUUUGCCCAUAUAUUCAUAUUUCGACUUAAAUUUAUCGUAAAGGCGGUGAAUAUUUGGAGGAUAUGAUUUCAGACUUUUUAUUAUUCGGGACUCUACUCGUGAAUGCGGGAGCCGUUUUAAACUUCAGUUUAAAAAAGAAGAAAACUGAUCCAAGUUUUGGAAGCGAACAAUUAGCACCAACUACAGGCGACAAAAUUCGUGAAUUUCUUGGAAACCUUCGUUAUUUUCGCUUAGUCAUCGCAAUGUGGAAUAUUUUUAUGAUGUUUUCUAUGAUAAUAUUCUUUGGAUCUUGAAUCUUUUUGAAUGAAAAGAUAUUUUAACUUGAAAAAUAUUUAUUUUUGUUUGUAAAAGCACAAACUACAAACUGUACAGCGUAGUUAUUCAUGCACAAUAUUUUCUGGUAAUGGAAUAGUGUUAUAGUGUUUCUUAGCAUUGCUAAACCAUUAUUUAUCCAUUAUGUGAUUACACAGAUAUAACUUUAGCAAGAAUCCUUUUCUAAGCAAUGUUUGAAAUAGUAAACUUACGAGCAAUUAUUCUGAUAUAAAAUUGUUGUGGUGCAAAUGUAUGACACGAUUGUUGAAUAAAGUCUUUAUUUCUCCAAGU
Molecule: messenger RNA, 754 nt
Organism: Ciona intestinalis (vase tunicate)
Lineage: Eukaryota; Metazoa; Chordata; Ascidiacea; Phlebobranchia; Cionidae
Source: RefSeq, a predicted model, not a curated record